UCCAAGCCAUCAGCAGCCCCUGUGGCAGGAGCCCCACAGGCCAUUGAGUGACACUUGGCCACCAGGGGUUUUUCCGAGGUUUCUCUCCCGCAGGUGCCCUCAAGACCAGACUGUGCCAUGGCGGGGGGAUGCUUCGGCCUGUGCCGGCUGCUCCAGAGGAAGAGGAAGAACAGGAGAGGCCCUGGAGCUGGCCCAGCACAGGAAGUAGAGGAGGAGGUGCAGCACUUCCAGCCACUGCAGCAGGAUCCAGGCCGGGACCGCCCAGAAGAGCAGGACCGCGCCCGUGGCCGCUUGCGCAGGGCAGUUCAGAGGUUGCUGAAAUUCGUGGGUGUUCGGCGCAGAACAGCCACGACCGCACCGCCCGAGCUCACGGCACAGCCUGACACCAGCGCAGCCGAGCUCGAGGCGGAGGCUGAUGUCAGCACUGCACCGAGGGACUGUGCAGACAGCGGUGACAUGGAACCCAUGGAUUGUGCAGCCAGUGGUGACAUGGCACCCAUAGAUGGCACAGCAACCUCAGACAGAGCAGUGACCAGUGGCACAGAAACCACCUACAUGUCAGCAACCGAUUGCGCAGCCAGCUGUGACGUGGCACGGGUUGAUGGCACUGACACCUCUGACACGUCACAGGUUGAGGGCACAGAAACCUCUGACACAUCACCAGUUGAGGGCACAGCAACCUCGGAUGUGGCAGUGAUUGAUGGCACAGAGACCACCGACAUGGCAGCAACCAAUUGCGCAGCCAACUGUGACAUGGCACCUCUUGAUGGCACAGACACCUCUGAGACGGCACCGGUUAAUGGCAGAGCCACCUCUGACACAGCACAGAUUGAGGGCACAGAAACUUCUGACAUGGCACCGAUGGAUGGCACAGCCACCUGUGACACCGUGCUGGCCGACACCGAGACAAGUUCUGACAGGGCACCAACUGAUGUCGGGGCCAAGGCUGACGCCGCAACUGAGGGCAUCACAAACACUGACUGCAUGCCCAUGCACAGUGUGACUGAUGCUCCCAGUCUGGAUGUUUUGGAGCAGAAAACUGUCUCCAGUGCAAAUGAAGUGCCGGCCAGUGUCAGCCCCAUCCACCAGUGGCUCACAUGCCAGGAGUCUGCAGAGGUCAGGCCGCCCGUUGCCAUCCGCAGGCUGGCCCACGUACACCCUGGGCACGUGGUGAUGACUCUCCUGCACUGUGCCCCAGCGUGUGACAGAGCUGCUGCAAUCCUGUGGAGGACCAUCGCCUCCUCGGCCACCACAGCGUACAAGGUGCUGCCAAUGCUGCUCGGGGUGAUGGAGGACUGGCCACUGCAUAGCGUGUCCACCUCCGACGGAGACCACGUGGAUGUCUUUGCCCUGGCUGCAACCCUGGCCCUGUGGCUGAUGGUCCAGGAGCCCCAGUGCCAAGAUGCACUCUUGGUUCAUGCCCCUCGUCUCCUGGUGGCUCUGCUCUGCCAAGUUUCUAUGAGCACAGAGCAGAUGCCAGAGGAGGUCAGCACCUUCUGGAGGGGAUGCCAGGAGCAACAUGGCCUUCCCACCCACCCCAACAGCUUUGUGGUGCAGACCAUCCAGGCCCUGCUCUGGCGGCUACAGUGGGACCAGGAGCUGGUGUCAGUGGAGCGCAAGCGUGGUUGGGACGCGCUCCUCUCUGCUGACACCCACCACUACGCGGUGGGGCUGCUGGCCAGGGAGAUGCGCCGCGUGUUGGUCCCCUCCUAUGGCCCGCUGGCAAGGCACCUGCUGGGGCUGCUCAGCAGGGAGGGGCCCCGCUGGGAGCUGCCUGCCCUGGCCUUCCUUGUCGAGGUCCUCGACUAUCUGGAUGUGAGCACCUGUCACGACAGUGUCCUGCAGAUCCUGGCAAGGCACCUGCAGAGCCAGUGCCCAGAGAGGCGGCGCCUGGCUCUGCGAGGGCUCCUGGUGCUGAGCGUGGAUCCCUCCAUGGCCAAAGGCAUCUGCAGCCUGUCUGAGCACCUCCUGGAGCUGCUGUGUGAUGGAGAUGGAGAGCUGGUCACGAUGACCCUCUCCCUGUUCCGGAAUGUGCUCCAGGAUGGAGAAAACAGUGACGGGUUCAGCUCCACUACCUCGAGGUUGGCUGAGGCGCUCCGGCCAGUCUUUGACAACGACAACAGCCAUGUGCAGCUGCUCUCCAUUCGCCUCUUCCGAGAGGUGAUGGACUUGCUGGCGGAAGAGGGAACAGAGCCCUGGGAGAUGCAGGUGCGCCAGAGCCUGGUCCCACUGUUCUUCCGCUGGCAUGACGAGAAUCAGUGCGUGGCACAGGCCGCUUGGGAAGCGCUGCUCUGGGCUACAAGCUUCCUCCAGAGGAAGGACCUGGAGCAGCUGCUGAAAACGGAGCAGCCCUUCAGGUUCUGUGAUUGCCUGAUGGAAAAGGACAUGAGCCAAAGGGGUGAGCACCUGCACCAGGCCCUGCCCUACCUGCAGAGCCCACAGGAGCCCCUGCGAGAGGCGGCCGUCAGGUUCAUGGGGGUGGCCGGUUGGCACAUGAGGGAGCAGCAGCAAGACCUGUGGCCCAUCCUCAAAGCCCUUACAGCCAUGAGCGACGACGACUGCCCCUCCGUCUCCAACAUGAGAGCUGCACUCAUGGCCACUUACAGCCGUGCCAUGAGAACUCCACCUGCUCCGCUGAGACGACCAAUGUCCCUGCAACAGCCCCGCAACAGCCCAGGGACCACUUCUCAGCGCAGCUGCAGCUCCAGCUGAUGCUGGGCCCAACUGAGCCAGCCCGCGAGGCCAGGCAGCUCCUGGCCUCUGCAGCCCCAGGGACGGCUCCCUUCUAUCUAUUCCCUUCUCCUCACCCCACUUCAUCCCUCCCCUACCCCUGAUGUUAAUAAAC
This is a messenger RNA of Lepidothrix coronata (blue-crowned manakin), 2845 nucleotides long. RefSeq names its product maestro heat-like repeat-containing protein family member 6. Bases 118 to 2712 code for a protein of 864 amino acids. The record is from RefSeq and is a predicted model, not a curated record. The transcript is spliced from 16 exons. NCBI's taxonomy places the organism in Eukaryota, Metazoa, Chordata, Aves, Passeriformes, Pipridae. Gene Ontology annotation, cellular component: cytoplasm.